Messenger RNA from Plasmodium falciparum 3D7, 5106 nucleotides. RefSeq lists its product as uncharacterized. The record is from RefSeq and is a predicted model, not a curated record. NCBI's taxonomy places the organism in Eukaryota, Apicomplexa, Aconoidasida, Haemosporida, Plasmodiidae.
AUGAUUUUUUCAGCUGUCAGCAGCAAAUGUCUUGCGAAGAAUGUACGAGGAAACAUUUAUUAUGUGUCCUUUUUAAGAAUCAACACAUAUAAUUAUAGUAGUAUAUUUGAUUUAAUAUUAAGAAAAAAAAAAGAAAGAAUCUGUGAUGAUAAUAAAAUAAUUAAUGAUAAUAGGGGUAAAGAAGAAGAAUAUAAUGAGUGUAAUAUAAAAGAAAGGAUUUUAAAAUGUGAAGUUCCUAUUUACAAUAGUAAUAAUAAGAUAAAGAAGAAAGAAAAUAUUUCAUAUAUAAAAAAUUAUGUACAUAAGGAUAAGAAAUGUUCUGAUGGGUUUGAAUUAAUAAGUGAUGAUAAUAUUUAUAACAAUAAAUUAUACAUCUUAAGAUAUAUAAAAUAUUUACAAAUAAAUGAUGAUAUAAAUAAAUAUAGAUUUAUAUCUAAGCAUAUAAUUAAUAAUGUGUAUAAAUUUAGAUAUAAUGAAAUAUUAUUUAUUUUAAAAAUAUUUUGUAAAAGAAAAUAUAAGAAUUUAUUAUUGCUACAAUGUUUUAGUGAAUAUUUUUAUUGGUUAUGUAAAUUAAAAAAAAGUAAUAAAACAAAUAUAUCGUAUUAUUUAUAUUUUUGUUCAAGGUUUAAUUAUAUACCUACCAUAAAAUAUGUAGAUGAAUAUUUAGACACUUUUCUUUGUUAUGAGAAAUGGGUACCAGGUAUGAAUUUUUUUUCUUUAAAUAUGAUUGAAGAAGAAACUAAUGAUUGUGCUAAGGAUAUAAAAUAUAUAAUUAAUGUUUUAUAUUUUUUAAAUAUGUGUAAUUUAAAAAAGAAGAAAGAAUUAUUUGAUACCUUACUUUAUAUGUGUAUAUAUAAUAUAAAUGAUUUAACAGUAAAAAAUACAUUUUUAUUAUUAAAAAUUCUUAUAACAAAUAUUGAGAAUGAUAAAUAUGAUAUAUCUGUUUUUAGCACUAUUCAUAAAAAUAUAGAACGACAUAUAAAUUCAUUAGAAGAUUUAGAUUUUCAUAAUUAUAUGAAUAUUAUUUUUUAUAAUAACAUAAAUCCUGAUGCAACAUUUUUUCGUUUUAUUCAUAAUUAUAUUGAUAAAAAGGAUAUUAGGAUAUCUUCCAAUAGUAUGCUUGCUAUAUUAAAAAUAAUGAAGAAAUAUAAUAACAAGGAUCAUGUUAUGUUUAAAAAAAUGGCACGUAUAAUGAUAGACAAUUUUUUUAAUUAUACGUAUGAUCAGAUAUUAUAUGUAUUGAAGAUAUUCAUACAAUUAAAUUAUUUUAGUCAGGAUUUUUUUAAUUAUCUUUUUAAAGCUUUUAUAUCUUCUGGUGUUAAUGACCUUGUCUGGAAUAAGCUACCUGAUGAGAAUUCGAAGGAAAAAAAAAAAAUACAAGGCAUAAUAAAAAAUAAAUAUCUACUAAAUGAUUUAUAUAUUGAUAAUAAUAAUAAUAAUAAUAAUAAUAAUAAUAAUAAUAAUAGUAAUUAUAUUGUUAAUAGGUAUGAAGAUGUGUUAAAAGAAAAAAAAAAAAAGGUUAAGGAGGAUGAAAAAAUAAAUUAUGAAAAUUUAAAGACUUGUAAUUCAUAUGAUAAAAAGGUAUUUCCUUUUGAUGAGACUUAUGUGGGUGAAAAUAAGAAUAAUGAAAUAUAUGUAGAAAGGGAUAACCUUUUACAUAAUGAUAAAACUUUACAAAAUAAUAAUCAUCAUUAUAAUAAUAUUUCCCAUUUUGACAAUGAAAAAAGAGAUAUUCCAAAUAAUAUAUUGUGUAAUAAUAUUUUAAACAAAAUAAAUAAUAAAUAUGAUAAUUUUACAAAUGAUCCCACUAAAUCAUUCGGGAACACCUCUUUGUAUAUAAAUAUAGUUGAAGAGAAAAAGGACGAUAAACACAAAAAAAUAAACGAGAUAUCUCAUUUACCUCUACAUUUAAAUAUUAUUAAAAGUAAAAUGAAAAUCGAUUCAUCAAAUAUAAUACCAAACAACAUGCCUAUGGAGGAUAAUAAUAUAUACAGAAAAGUAACAUACGAUAUAUUAUAUAUACAAAUGCAUAUUUAUCUUUUUAUUUAUUUGGGUAUAUGUGGUUAUCGUAAUAUCCAAGCGUUAGAUAUGUUAUCGAAAAAAAUACAACAUUAUUUAUAUAUCAUAUAUAAUAAGCAACAUGAUAUAUCUGACGACAAUAUAGAAAAGAAAAAAAAAAAAAACGACGGUAUUAAAUUAAUAUCAUUUUCAUAUGCUAUAAAUAAAAUGAAAGAAGAUUAUAAUAACAAUUUUUAUUUAUUAUCACAAGAACAUAAGAAUAUACUUUUACAUGAUGAUAUGAAAAGUAUACAAAUUCGGAACAAUCUGGAAAAUAGGGAAUUAUUAAAAGAUAAACAAAAGAUAGGAUAUAAGGAGAAUUAUAUACAUAUGUGUAAUGAUAAUAUAGACUCAAAAAAAAAAAACAAAAAGAAAAAAGAAAAAUAUAUUUCUAAUGUUUAUCAAGAUGAUCAAAAAAAUAUAUUUAUAAAUCAAUUGAAAAAAUCAUGUUUACAUUUUGUAUAUAAUAAAAAUGAAAAAUUAGAUUUAGAAAAAUUAGAAAAAAGAAAAAAGAAAAAAAAAAAAAAAUUAAAAGAGGAAAAAAAUGAUAACAUGAAUGUUAUGAAAUAUAUGAAUGUUGAAAAUUUUAGGAGAAGUAAAAGUAUUAAUACAAAUAAUAUGAAUGACACUGUGUAUAAAAAUGUUUCCAUUAUAAAGAAAAGAAACACAGAAAAGAUAGAACAAAAGAAAAAAACAUUAGCAGAAUGUUACAGUGGUCAUCCGGCAUUUAUACGUCUGCACAAUAGAAAAUUGUUCAGAAGGUAUUUUAAUGGUAUGUAUAAGAGCGAACUUUACUUGGAAAAAAUAAAAAGAAAGAAAACCAAAAAAGGGAAUGAGAUGAAUAAAAAGAGAAAGGGAGAUUUACGAUUAAAAAAGUAUAGAAAGAUUAAAACAUUACGGAAUACGAUUCUUAAAAGAUAUGGUUAUAUAUUUAAAAACAAGUAUAAUUUAGUAAGUAGGUACAUCAAUGAUUAUGUAUAUAAUGACAAAGAAAAGAAUAAAUGUUUGAAAGAAGAAACUUUUGUAGAUAUGAUUUUAAAAAGAAAUGAAAUACAUAUAGAUGACUGUUUAUUUAUAAAUUAUAAUAUUUUAUGUAAUAUAUCUAUGAAGAAUUUAAUGAAAAAAAAAUUUUGUAAUUUUAUAUCUCGUAGUAAUGAAAUAACAAGUGACGAAUAUAUUAUACAAAAUGAUUAUUAUAAUAAGAAACAAGAAUAUUAUAAACAUGAUAUUAUUAAAUGGAUAUAUAGAUAUAUAAAUAAUUGUAAUAUCUUUUUUAAAAAUAAUAAUAAUAAAAAAGGACAAUUAAUAAAUGAAUAUGACAUCAAAAAGUUAGAUAUAUGUAUUAAAGAAUUUAAUUCAGAUAUGAAAGAAGAAGAAGAAGAAGAAGAAGAAGAAGAAGAAAAAAAAAAAAAAAAAAAAAAUAAUAAUAAUAAAUUAUUAAUAAGUUUAAAAAAUAUAUCCUUGAUAUGUGAAGCAUGUACCAACCUAUAUUAUUAUAAUAAUAAUUUAUAUGAUGUCUUAUUAUAUCAUAUGUUAAAAAUAAUAGAUCGUUUUUAUAAUAAUAUUGGAGAAUAUGUUAAAGAAAACUUAAUAUGUAAUCACGACAAAUCAAAUAUAAAUAUGCACAAAAAUUUUAAGAACAAUAAUAUUAAUCUUCCUGGUGAUAUGAGUAUAAUACAAGAUAGGUUUGAAGAAAAUAUAAUAUAUAAUAAUAUGUUAUGUGAUGAUAAAAGCGAUGAGGAAAAUAAGAUAUUACACAAGGAAAUAAAUGUACAUAAUAAUAAUAAUAAUAAUAUUAGUAAUAAUAAUAUUAGUAAUAAUAAUAUUAGCAAUAAUAAUAUUAGCAAUAAUAAUAUUAGCAAUAAUAAUAUUAGUAAUAAUUAUAUUAGUAAUAAUAAUAAUUAUUAUUAUUUUUCAAAGUUACAUAUUUGUUUAUUUAAAAAUGUGUGGAAAUUUUUAAUCUGCCAUAUACAAGUAAACCAUUUUAUAAAGAACAUAUUAGAAAAUGACAUUAGAUAUAAUACAUUUGAAAAAUUAAUAGAUAUAUAUACACACAAAUAUUUUUAUUAUAAUAUUAAAAAUAUAAUAUAUAUUAUAAAUUAUAUCAACUCAUCAAAUAUUGUAUAUACUAAUAAUAAAAAAUAUUCCUUUGUUUAUGUAUUUUUUAUAAAUUAUUUUAAUAUAUCUGUAAUAAUAAAUAAAUUAUUUUUAUUUAAUAAGAUAAUAUAUAUGAUGUCUCAAAUGUGUUAUCCAAAAAAUGUAGAACAUAUAAAAAAAAAAUUCAACAUCAUUUUAUAUGAUAUAUCAUAUUUAUAUUAUAUAUAUACAAAGACCCUUUUGAAUUUUCAAAAAGAAAUAGAAAUAAAAAAUAGAAGAAUUUCUACGGAUAAUAUAAAACACAUAGUUAGUAAUGAUGAUAUACAUAAUUUAUUUUCUUGUAUUAAUUUUUAUAUAAUAUUUCUUUAUAUUUUAAAAAAAAAUAUAAAUGAACAGAAAGAGUAUUUUAUUAAUCCUACUACAGAACGUAUUAUGGAAAGUAAUGAUAUGAUGAUUACAUGGGACGAUUUAAAAAUUGAGAAGAAUAUCCAUCCACAAAAUAAUUUAUAUGUACAUACAAAUAAUAUAGUAACAUAUGAGAAAAUGCAGGAACUCAAAAAUGAUGAUCAUAAUAGUAUAAUGGACCAUCAUUACAUCUUCAAAAUUAUGUUACAUUGUAUUAACUUAAUAAGAUAUUCAAAUAUUUCAAAUGAUAAAAUUAAUAAUAAUGAACAGAAAAAAAAAAAUAUAUAUAUAUUUACACUAAUACGUUUUUAUUAUAUCUUUAAAACAUUUUAUAGAAAUAAGAAAUUACUUUAUAAUAUCAUUGAACAAAAUUAUGACGACUUCUUUCCCUUAUUUAUUAUUAAGAUAUUAAACAAAAAAAAAAUUAAACAAAUCUAUAUACCUCAACUUUUUUCUAUGGAUAGAUGUAUAGCAACUCAUAAUAAAAAACAAUUUAUACAUGGACUUAUAACAAACCAUUUUGCACCCUUUUUUAAGAAGUCCUAA